UGUAGUAGUGUUUCAAUGGGUGCAAUCUACAAUGUCGGCGAUUCUGUCGGUUGGACAAACAACGGUUCUUUCAAUUACAAAUCUUGGUCUUCCACUAAGACUUUCCAAGUCGGCGAUACAAUUGUGUUUGAAUACAAACCACAGUUUGAUAACGUUGUAAGGGUAACCCACAAGAACUUCAACUCUUGCAAUUCGACGGCCGGAUACUACAAUCUUAGCUCCGGCGCCGACUCCAUAACCAUAAUGAAACCGGGUCAUUUUUUCUUUAUUUCUGGAUUUCCGGGUCAUUGCUUAUCGGGUCAGAAGGUUGAUAUUCGGGUCGGGUCGGGUCUUCAACCGACUUCUCCAGCACAGUCUCCUGCACCUUCACCACACUAUAAGAAUGCUGCAAUUUCUAUCUCUUCGUCUUCUUGUUUGUUUUUCUUUUUGGUUUUUCUAGCUUCAACUUUUGUUUAUUGA
This is a messenger RNA of Impatiens glandulifera, 459 nucleotides long. Its product is annotated as mavicyanin-like. Bases 16 to 459 code for a protein of 147 amino acids. The transcript is spliced from 2 exons. Gene Ontology annotation, molecular function: electron transfer activity. Lineage: Eukaryota; Viridiplantae; Streptophyta; Magnoliopsida; Ericales; Balsaminaceae. Gene Ontology annotation, cellular component: plasma membrane. The record is from RefSeq and is a predicted model, not a curated record.